CCAUUUCUCUCUCUGUCUCUCUCUCUAUCACUAGAAGGAGAAGAAGAAGAAGAUAACCCACAUUGGCUUUGGCUAAGACAUGCCGACCCUGAAGGGCAAGAGCUCCAAGAAGAAUAAAGGCGGCGCCAAGGUACACAAGAGGGGCGGCAAGAAGCACUCCAUAGACGACGACCCCUUCUUCAGCCACCAGAAGCGGCGCCGGGUCGAGGACGACGACGACGGCGGCGGCGGCGGCGACGACGAUAUAAUAGCCAGCGACGCCUCCUCCGGCGGCGAGGAGGAGGAGGGCGUCGCGGGGGAGGCGGAGGAGUCCGAGUUCGACAGGGAGACCGCGGACGAGAGGCGGCAGCGGGUGGCCAAGGAGUACCUGGAUAGGAUCCGGGCGAUCGCGAGGAGGGAGAAGGAAGACGGCGAUGCGGGCGAGGAGGAGGAUGAGGAGGAGGAGGGGGAGGAGGAUGAGUUCGGGGGAAGAGAGAGGGACGGGGUCCGGGAUUCGCUCGUCUCGAAGAUUCUGCAGCAGGAGCAGCUCGAAGAUAGCGGGAGAGUCCGCCGGCAAAUCGCUUCCAGGGUUAAAAGGCCAGAGACAGUUGAUAACUUUUGCACCUUAGUAAAGCACCGACAUUCUGUAACGGCUGUAACAUUGUCUGCGGAUGACUUGAGGGGCUUUUCGGCAUCAAAGGAUGGUACCAUAUUGCAUUGGGAUGUGAGCAGUGGAAAAAGUGAAAGGUACGUAUGGCCGAGAGAGGAAACACUGAGGUCUCACGGAACCAAGGAUCCGCAAGGUCGAGCCAAAAAGCAUAGUAAACAUGUUUUAGCUUUGGCUGUUAGCUCGGAUGGGAGAUAUUUGGCCAGUGGAGGCCAAGACCGCCAUGUUCAUUUGUGGGAUACUCGGACACGCGAGCACAUUCAGGCUUUUCCAGGUCAUAGAGGACCAGUGUCUUGUUUAACUUAUAGGCAAGGGACUUCGGAACUUUUCUCUGGUUCUUUUGAUCGAACAAUCAAGAUGUGGAACACGGAUGACAGAGCUUACAUUAACACCUUGUUUGGCCACCAAAGUGAAGUUCUAACUAUAGAUUGCUUAAGAAAGGAACGUGUUUUGACUGUCGGGCGUGAUCGGACAAUGCAAUUGUUUAAGAUUCCAGAAGAGACAAGAAUAGUUUUCAGAGCUCCGGCAUCAUCUUUAGAAUGCUGUUGUUUUAUUAGCAAUGACGAAUACUUGACUGGCUCGGAUGAUGGAAGUCUCGAGCUCUGGAGUAUGCUACGAAAGAAACCUGUUUACAUUGUUAAGAAUGCUCAUCCUUUCUUACUUGAGGACAAUAAGCUUGAUAACAGAGAUGGCGGAAAAACCCCCAACGGUCACGCAGAGAAUUUGGAAUCUAAUCUUGAAAACAAUCAUCAUUCAACAGCAUAUUCAUGGGUGAGUUCAGUCAGUGUGUGCAGAGGUAGUGAUCUUGCCGCCUCAGGCGCUGGAAAUGGUUAUGUUCGUCUGUGGGCUAUUGGGAGUGAGACCAAAGAUAUUCAGCCCUUAUAUGAUCUUCCACUGGUUGGAUUUGUCAAUUCAUUGGCAUUUGCAAAAUCCGGGGAGUUCCUUGUGGCGGCAGUUGGACAGGAACCCCGUCUAGGACGGUGGGGGCGUGUGCAAGCCGCCAGUAAUGGUGUCGCCCUCCAGUCUCUCAAGCUUUCUUAAGGGCAAACAUUGGCUCUUCAAUUUUGACUGAUAAGGUGUCUUGAUCUCUGUAAUGUUCAUUUAGCUUCUAUGCUGACUUUUACUCUAUACGGGGCCUUCUGUAUCCAUACGUGUUUAUUACAUUUUUAGAAAGAAAGAAUCAUCCAGAGACCAAAUUUGGUGGUCUAUUAGGAAAACCCUAA
Syzygium oleosum is the source of this 1869-nucleotide messenger RNA. RefSeq names its product U3 snoRNP-associated protein-like YAO. The coding region runs from base 80 to 1687 and encodes 535 amino acids. Gene Ontology annotation, molecular function: snoRNA binding; protein binding. NCBI's taxonomy places the organism in Eukaryota, Viridiplantae, Streptophyta, Magnoliopsida, Myrtales, Myrtaceae. The record is from RefSeq and is a predicted model, not a curated record. The transcript has 7 exons. Gene Ontology annotation, cellular component: small-subunit processome.